AUGAGUUCUGACAGUGGGGGUAAAGACCCCAAGCAUAAUACUAAGAAGAGAAAAGUAGAUGAAGUACAAGAUGAUGAGUCUAUACAUGCACCAUACUACAAGAAGAACCAUAUACGUUGUUAUCCUGAUAAUUCUCCAGGUUGUAUAUUUCCUGUAUACAUACAAAGCACAAAUGACACUGUAAAGUUUGGAAACAAGGACCCUAUCUACCUAAAUAGCAUUUUUAGUCGGUACAACAAGGGAGUCAAAGAAAUAAAACGAGUGAAUGCAAUGCGGUAUGCUGUUAUUUUUGAUAAUGCAAAGAAUGCUAAUGCGUUACUGUUUAACUCAACAUUCUUGUCUUCUCAUGACAUCAAAGCCUUCAUCCCUGCGGCAACAUCAGAAUGCAUAGGAGUUAUACGAUACAUUCCCACAGAUCUUAGCUGCAAACAUCUAUUUGACAAACUUCUCAGUUCACAGGAGAUCCUGGCAGUCAGAAGGUUCACGAAGCGCACUCCUGAAGGUAUCAUCCCAUUGCAAACUGUAUCUCUGACCUUUGCAGAAAAUGUACUCCCCGAGCAUGUUAACUAUGGUCUAAGCAUUGUACCUGUAACUGAAUACAUUAAGCCUGUAAUGCAGUGUUAUAAAUGUAUGGCAUUUGGUCAUACUACUAAAUUUUGUAAAAGGAACAUCGUAUGCUCCAUAUGUUCACAACCUCACUCAUACAAAGAAUGUACUAACGCAAACAAACCUCUAUGUGUCAAUUGUAAAGGCGAGCAUAUUGCUGUGGCAAGGAUUUGUCCAGUUAAACAACAGAAAAUUGAAGAAAACAAAUAUAAAAUAAUGAACAAAACUACUUUGGGUUCUUUCUUCCCAACUUUAAACAAAUCUUUUGCCAAAGCAGUAGGUUCCCGACCUCUACAACAAAAUGUUAAAGACACGAAAGAGAUUAAAAAUAAAAACUUGUUGACUGAUGUUAUCAAUAAUGAUCUAAUUAUUAAAGCUAUUGUUGAUACUUUAUUAACUUUUUGUGACAAAGAAAACAGCUUGCCAAUUAAUUCCUCUAAUAUUAAAGAAAUGUUUUUAAAGAAAGUUUCUCAAAAUGGAUAG
Molecule: messenger RNA, 1089 nt
Organism: Ostrinia nubilalis (European corn borer)
Lineage: Eukaryota; Metazoa; Arthropoda; Insecta; Lepidoptera; Crambidae
Exons: 1
Coding region: 1-1089 (362 amino acids)
Source: RefSeq, a predicted model, not a curated record